Messenger RNA from Glycine soja, 985 nucleotides. RefSeq lists its product as uncharacterized. The transcript has 5 exons. Lineage: Eukaryota; Viridiplantae; Streptophyta; Magnoliopsida; Fabales; Fabaceae. The record is from RefSeq and is a predicted model, not a curated record. The coding region runs from base 31 to 720 and encodes 229 amino acids.
CAGUGAUUACAUUUAUUUUCAUUCAUAAACAUGAACCCAAAACUUUGCUUAUUCGGACCAACGAUUGGAAGUUUCCUUUUGAUUAAACUUAAAGAUCAAGCGGGCCGGCCCAGACAUGCCUUAAUUGAUUAUGGUAAAAGGAAAGGGAAAGAGGAUGUGCUUUCUCUCUCUUUGAAUUGGCAUUGGAAUUCAACUCUUCUCUUUCUCUGUCGAAGAACAAGUAGUUUCAGAAAGAUGCUAGAGAAUCUUCAGGCUCCUCCGUCAACAACGGAAUCGGCCCCAGUGGUGAAGCGCUAUGCUCCACCCAACCAGAGGAACCGUUCUGCUAACAGGCGCAAAUCAUCUGAUCGGCUUGAUCGGACAAACAGUGUCGGGAAUGACUUAGAAAAGAAUCAAGUUGCUUCUUCAAGAAGUGUUCACAUUCCAGAUCAUGAAGAUGCUGGUAGCAGUAAUCUUCUUAAUGAGAAUCACUAUUCAAGAUUCAUAGCUUUAGAAGGGUGUAGUUGCAGUGCAGCUGCCCAGCUUCUUAAUGAUCGUUGGACAGCUGCAAUACAAUCCUACAAUAAUCCCAAAGAUUCAUCUGAAAAGCCAGUUAUGUAUUCGAGUGGGACUUCAGUAUGGACUGCAGCUACAAGUGCUUCCUCUUCCGUAUCUCAACGGGACUUCCUGGGAGAACUUCGUCGCCAAAUGCACAGUGCAAAUCCCAGUUUCACUACAUGAUGGCUGACUUGGAUUGUUUAAUAAAGAUUUUGGAUCAUCGUGGAUUUGUCGAAUGCUUUAAGAACACUGCGAUGCUCAGCUACCUGUUGUUUGUGCCUUUGUGACUUGUUUUGUCAAACUCAUUACUAAUAUAUGUAUCUUCAAAAUCGGACUCAGAAUAUCAACCACGCUUGUGUAUGUGUAAAUUGGGGUGUCAGCUCUUCUAGGAGCUUAAAUACGUUUUUUUGUCCCUCUAAGUUAGCAUGUCUUUUUUUGUCCUUCUCAA